UACAGCUUUUUGAAAAUAUAUUUUCACUUCUAAGUUUCCAUGCUGAGGUGUGAAGCAGCUCCCUGUCAGCAGCUGUUCACCUGGUCUGGUUCUGAUUCUGUUCAAAAGUCUCCAGAAGUAAAUGUUUCCAUGUCACGACUGAUGAACACUGAACCUGAUUAUUAAUAAUAACACGUACAUGUAGAAAUGAUAAAGCUGUGGAGGUUCUGGUCCAGACGAGCUGAUGUGAUCAGUAUACGUUUAUAAUCAGAUAUGAUUCUGAUCCAGUUCUUUAGUUCUGGUCUUUGACGGUUGACACAUGUAGAAUCACUUCUGGUCUGAACAAACAUCUGGAUCCUGGAUAUAAACUGGACUCUGAGAUGAUGACCUCAUGAUACCUGGAGCUGUCAGGUGUUCGGAUCUUUGUCUCGUGACCAACAUCCACAGAACCUCUCAUGCUGCCAACAUGGGUCCUGCUCAGCUGAACAGAACCUCUGACCUCACAAAGCACCAGACUUCAGUCCAUUUCUCCGUCUUUCUAUUCAAAUCCAAACUUUGGACUCUGAACCGCAUCAGCGCAGUUGGACAUGUUGUUCUGUUCAUCCCUCACAUGCUGGGUCCAAUAGGGAGGCUGGUUCUGAAUGUGGAACGAGGUUUGGAGACAUCGACUGAUUCAUGAAACAGUUCUAUGGAUGUUCUCACAUCUGUCAUGUUAACAGCAGAUCUCAGAUCAGUGGAGUUCUCUCCGACCCUCCAGGCACCACCGGGAAGGUCCAGUUCUGGUCCUGUGAGGGGAGUGGUCUGCUCCAUGUGUCCUGUUGUUCGCUCAUCAGAUUCAUGUUUGAUUCAGAUGUUUGUUUCCAUGGUAACGCUGCCACCACCUGAGACCCCUGUUCAAACAGUCCUUUCAGCGCCGCUCCGCCUCUAUAGAAGCGUGGCAUGUGCAAUAUCAUUGACCCGGCAAAGCCCGGGCCAAGCACAUUCUAUUGAGUCCACACACACACACACACACACACACACACACACACACACACACACACACACACACACACACACACAGCAGAAUCAGCAGACACAUCAGGAUGAAGGGAAAGCGUCGAGGCAGCAGAAUCUGUUAAAGCCCGGUCCUUUGUCCGCCCGGCGGGCCCUCGCCCCUCGCUCGCCCCUCGCUCGCCCCCCUGCCGUAUAUAUUGGGGGGUCCAACUUUUUCUCUGUUACACUGUGUGUGUGGUUGUGGGCCAGGUUGGACUUCAUCCAGUGGGAAAUGUCACAGUACUCUGGAAAGAUCACCUUCUACGAAGGGAAAUGCUUCACCGGCAGGAAGCUGGAGGUCCGAGGUGACUGUGAUAACUUCCAGGACCGCGGCUUCAUGAACAGGGUGAACUCCAUCCGUGUGGAGAGCGGCGCCUGGAUCUGCUUCGACCAUCCCGACUUCAAGGGCCAGCAGUACAUCCUGGAACAUGGAGAGUACCCAGAAUUCCAGAGGUGGAACUCCCACAACGACCACAUGGGAUCCUGCAAGCCCAUCCGCAUGCACGGCGAGCACUAUCGCAUCGAGCUGUUCGAGGCCUGUAACUUCUCCGGUCAGUGCGUGGAGAUCUGCGACGACUGUCCCUUCCUGCAGAGCCGCGGCUUCUCCAAGAACUGCAUCAACUCCGUCAAGGUCUUCGGAGACGGAGCCUGGGUGAUGUACGAGGAACCAAACUUCCGCGGCCGCAUGUACAUCGUGGAGCGUGGAGACUACUGCAGCCACAACGAGUGGCAGGCCCAGAACCCCAACAUCCAGUCCAUCCGCCGGGUCGUCAACUACUUCUAGACCCGACCCGCCUCCACUGACUUGUACCAGCGCUGUAAUCAUGUACAAUAAAUAAACCCAGACUGAGAGAAGACAACAGGUUUUUUAUCAAACACUGUGUGUGUGUUGUUUUGUGUGACG
Molecule: messenger RNA, 1915 nt
Organism: Acanthopagrus latus (yellowfin seabream)
Lineage: Eukaryota; Metazoa; Chordata; Actinopteri; Spariformes; Sparidae
Gene: crygn2
Product: crystallin, gamma N2
Biological process (GO): lens development in camera-type eye; visual perception
Molecular function (GO): structural constituent of eye lens
Source: RefSeq, a predicted model, not a curated record